AUGGCAGAUCGCGCAGUGGUGGUCGCUGCCGGCAACGCAGAGAAGAACGUCUCAGCGGCGCUGUACAUCUUCCACCGCCACGAGAAGCGCGGAUGGGUCUUGAAACAUCGACUACUGGCUCCAGAGGUUUCGAACGCCAACUUCGGGUCCAGUCUCAGUCAGACCAACGACACCAUCCUGAUCGGGGCGCAAGAGGCGUUGCUGAGAGACGUCUUGGGAGACAACGGGGACAAUGUCCGUGGUCCUGGUAGCGGUUCGGUGAUCCUCUACACCUGGAACGGCAGCGCCUGGUCAAAGCCUUCCAAGUUGGUGGCCAAGGAAACUAGAGCCGGCGACCGUUUCGGCUGUAGUGUUGGCAUGUCCGGAGAUAUGGCGAUCAUUGGUGCCUUUGGACACACCAACAAGUGGAAGGGUGAUGGUGCCGCCUACAUUUUCAAGCAAAAAGGAGGGAACCUCGUCGAUGAUGUGGAGAGGCAUUGGGUGGAAGUUGCCGAACUCUUGGCCGAGGACGGCGAUGCCAAUGACGGCUUUGGCCGCAGCGUCUCGAUGUCCUCGGGAAUCGCCGCCAUCGGUGCGGCGGGGGACGAGCACAGCGGCGUGGACAAGAGCGGCUCAGGCUACAUCUUCGUGCGCCAAGGUCAGAAGUGGGUGCAGCAAUCCAAACUUUCGCCGAGCAAGGUCUCGGCGGGCGCGCGAUUCGGACAGGCCGUGAGCAUGUCUGGGCACAUGGCCAGCUUUUCCACCGCGUCGGAACACGCCUUCGUCUUCCCUGCAUCUUUGACACAGGUGGGCUGGACACUGACUCUUCCGUCCCGAUGCUUUGGAGGAAUCUCGGAAUACGAUAAUACUGGAGGCCACGAGGUCACGGAUAAACGCUGCCGGCUCCGAAGGAACCAGCCGCCCAGAACGCGGUUCGAUUACUUCGAGAGUCCCAAGAAAUCGGAUCGCGCCGCGACCACAACCCAGCCAUGUCGCUUGCUGAUGCCCAUUGACAUCAAUUCCCUUCGUUCCGAUCGGGCUGGCGAUCCAGCGCUAGUGCUGGAGGCGCAGCGGAAACGCUUCAAGCUGAAUGCGGAGUCGCUGGUGGAAGAAGUGCUGAAUUUGGACAAGUCCGUCAGAGAAAGUAUCACCAGAACGCAAGACUUGCAAACGCAGCUCAACAACCUGCAGAAGGGCAUCAUUGCGGAGAGGAAGAAGCAGAAGCUGCCGUGUGACGAAGAACUGGCAGAAGCGGCAAGGCUGAGACAGCAGCUGAAAGAUUUGGAGUUGGACACCGCAUCAUGCGAAGUGAAGCGGGAUGAAAAGCUGAAACUGCUGGGCAAUGUUGUGGACCCUUCUGUGCCUUUUUCCAAUGUGGAAGAGGACAACGAGGUCGUGGCUGUUUGGCCGAGAGGGCAAGAUAUGUCACUUCCCUGCCCCAUCAGUGAAUUUAGGCAUCGCCCGGAUUGCGCUGUGGACGCUGCGACACAUGAGGGCUUGCUAUGGCGCAUUGGUGGUUAUGAUCCUGACCGCGGUGCCAAAGUUGCAGGAAGCCGUGGAUACUUUCUGGAAGAUGUAGGUGUGAUGCUGAACCAGGCCCUUCUGAAUUUUGGCUUGGCCUUCCUUCGACAACGAGGCUAUCGCGCCAUGCAACCACCCUACUUCAUGAGGAGGGAUUUGAUGUGUGACUUGGCGCAGCUCAGUGAUUUUGACGAACAGCUCUACAAAGUGACCAAAGGAGAAGAUGAAGCAGAGAAGUACUUGAUUGCUACCUCCGAGCAGCCGCUGUGUGCGCUGCACUCGAAGGAAAUCUUGGAGGAAGAAACGCUUCCUCGACGCUACGCUGGCAUCUCCACCUGUUUCAGGACAGAGCUAGGCAAGGCUGGCAAGGAAAACAAAGGGAUUUUCCGAGUUCAUCAGUUUGAAAAGGUGGAACAAUUCUGCAUUACCAGCGGAGACCAUGAGAAGUCUCAAGAGAUGCAUUUGGAGAUGCUACGCAUAGCACAGGACUUCUAUGAGGCCUUGGGCAUCUCCUACCGUGUGGUGAAGGUGGUCUCUGGUGAACUCAAUGAUGCGGCGGUGAUGAAGUUUGACUUGGAAGGUUGGUUUCCAAGCCAGGGCGAGUACAAAGAGUUGGUUUCCUGUUCCAACUGCACGGACUUUCAAUCUCGAGCCCUGGACAUCCGCAGUCGCAACGUGAAGGAGAAGCCACGCUUCGUUCACAUGCUGAACUCCACCCUGGUGGCCUCUGGGCGAUGCAUGUGUUGCAUCUUGGAAACUUACCAGACACCUACCGGUGUGAAGGUGCCAACAGCCCUGGUUCCCUUCAUGGGUCUUGACUUCAUGCCUUUCGUCCGCGAAGUUCGCAGUGCUUCGCAGAAGACUUCCAAGGCCCCUCCUUCGAAGUCCGUGCCGGACCCGCCGCCGCAACUCCCCAUGGCGUCCUGUCCUGUCGAUUCAUUGGAGGAGCAACGGAGCUCAAUGGCAUCCCCGUCGGCAACAGGAGUUGGAGCGAAGAUUGCAAGAUCAGCCCUAUGUGUUGGGGUUCUUUCCCUCGCGGGCGGACUUGGACAUGCUACAAGACCUGCAGGGGAAGGAAGUUCAGAGGCAUCAGAACAUUGAUCGCUGGAUGCAGCAUGUGAAGUCGUUCUCGGCCGUAGAGAGGUCGACUUGGACGAGAUUGCCAGCAGAAAAGAAACGAUUCACGCCACGGUCGCUUUAGAGGAGGGCUUCAAGGGGCGAA
Messenger RNA from Cladocopium goreaui, 2722 nucleotides. NCBI's taxonomy places the organism in Eukaryota, Dinophyceae, Suessiales, Symbiodiniaceae. The record is from the annotation of a GenBank genome assembly.